AAUGAACAGGGUUACAUCAUUAGAUUAGAAAAUGGCUACAUUCUUUUCAAGCAAUAAGUAAGGUAAUGAUUUCGUUUCACGUUAGAUUGUCAUCUUCACUUUGGAAUCACUGUCCUUGGAAUUACACACAUAAUCAUUACCAUCUUUGAUAAUUCUUACAUGAAAUUUCUUUGAGGCUUUAAAGAAUUUCGCUGGCCUUUUCGCUUGACCUACUUCCACCCCAUUCUUUUCCACUUGAGCGGAAAACCAGUUUCACCACACCUUGUAAUUUGCGAAGUUGAAGCACGACAACCUUAGCAGUUUCAGGGUGUGUCGCUAUUGAAUCCUUGGAUAAGCCACAUCGUCGUCCAAGUCGCAUUUACCCGUUCAGCUUCAAUUCAUUAUGGGCGCUGUGGAAGCCGUAUUCAUACCAUGCUUGGUCGUCGUCUCCUUCGUUCACCUUUCAUCUGCAGCCAGUCUUAAGAAUUUAGAUAAAAGCGAUGCAACAACGAUUAUUGAAACAUUCAAGCGACAAAUCAAACCAGAUGUCAUUUCGAAACUCCCUUUCUGCCAGCGAUAUGACGGGUCUCGGGGGUUCCGUUGCAGUGACGGUGGUUGUGUACGACUGAGAGAAGUCUGUAAUGGUGAACCUGACUGUACAGAUGAUGCCCAAACAGCAGAUGACGAGGAUGCCAUGUAUUGCUCUGAAAACAACCUUCAAGAGCCAUGCAGCACCUAUCAAUGUUCAGGAGGGCAGUGUAUCCCUUGGGAUUCAACGUGUGACGGUGAUCCAGUAGAUUGUGAAUAUACUGGGGAGGAUGAGACUGAGGCACUUUGUGGAGUUACAUGCCCUGGUGACGUCCGAAGGUUCCACUGUAAUAAUUCGGUUUGCAUCACACGAUCCCUGAUCUGCGACCUCCGUUGUGAUUGUGACGAAUGCGAUGACGAAGUCGGUUGUGCAAAGCAUACUUAUCCAUGUGAUGACAAUAAGCAGUUCAGAUGUGAUGAUGGUACUUGUAUUCUUGAUGAUCAAUUGUGUGAUGGCAAGAAGGAUUGUCCUUCGGGUGAAGAUGAAGAAGGUUGUACAGAUGAUCAUGGAUGCCACAUUCGACAAGAAUUUUACUGCGAGGCAAACUAUCGUUGCCUUCAUCGCGACAGGCGGUGCGAUGGUACGGUAGACUGCCCCAAUGGGGAUGACGAGAAAGCAUGCGGUUUCACCACUUGUUUCAGUGAAGAGUUCAGAUGCGCUAGCGGAAAGUGUAUCGGAAGAGAAAAACGAUGUGACAGGGUGGUCGAUUGUCCAUUGCCCGGAGACGAUGAAAUUGACUGUAAUCGAGAAUGCAAUGAGGAAGAGUUUGAAUGCCUUGAUGGUGAGUGCAUUCCUCUCUACCGGGCCUGUGAUGGAUUUGCAUUCGACUGUAAAUCUUACUACGGAGAGGAUGAAGACGGGUGUGGCCAGAGAAGAUGUCCGCAGCACUGGUAUUCUUGCUUCAAUGGUCGGUGCCUACCUGAGAACUGGAGGUGCGAUGGAGAACCAGAUUGCAGCUUUGGUGAGGACGAGACCAACUGCGAACAAACGAUCGUUUCGUCUUGUGUUCAGGGAGAGUUUAGCUGUGGCGACGGUCACUGCAUCUCUGAAAGACAUAAAUGCAAUGGCUACAAGGACUGCAACAAUGGACUGGAUGAAGAUAGUUGUAACCUAGUUACAUGUCCUGUAGGACAAGUCGACUGUGGUAACAACUAUUGUGUUGUUGGUGGAAGAUGUGAUGGAACGUUUGACUGCAGCAACAGACAAGAUGAAAGUGGUUGCCCACCCACAACAACUACAUGUCCAGUCGGGCAGGUCGACUGUGGCAACAACUAUUGUGUUGUUGGUGGAAGAUGUGAUGGCAGGUUUGACUGCAGCAACAGACAAGAUGAAAGUGGUUGCCCACCCACAACAACUACAUGUCCAGUAGGGCAGGUUGACUGUGGCAACAACUAUUGCGUCUAUGGCACAAGAUGCGAUGGCAAGACCGACUGUAGCAAUGGGAGUGAUGAAGAUGGCUGUAUUCUUCCAUUUAUAGAUCUUGAAGGGACUGUGAGGUCUUUGGUUGAGGCUGUGGAAUCUCUUGAGCAACGAGUAACAAACUUGGAGCAAUUAGACUUACAGAAUACUUUACUUUACCUUCAAGACCAGAUCGACUAUAUCUUUGCUUCACAGCAGUAUUAUGCACAUUCAGAUGAAGAAGAGGAGGAUCUAAUAACUACUCAACCUGCCACAGUGGGCACAGUGGAAGGAGGUAUUCAUGAUACGACGUCAAAGACGAAUUUAGCAACAACAGAAACUGAUCAUAGUACGCCGACACCCACUUCUUCAACUGCAUCAUCGGCAGCCGAUAAUGAUGUUGCGUCGACACCCACUUCGUCAACUGCAUCAUCGGUGGCCAAUAAUUAUGUUGCGUCAAAACCAACUUCAAAUUCUUUACAUUAUGCACAUUCGGAUGAAGAAGAGGAGGAUCUCAUGGCUACUCAACAUGUCGACAUAGUGGAAGGAGGUAUUCAUGAUGCGUCGACACCAACUUCAUCAACUGCAUCAUCUUCAGCCAAUACUGAUGUUGCGUCGACACCCACUUCGUCAACUGCAUCAUCAUCAGCCAAUGAUGAUGUUGCGUCGACACCCACUUCGUCAACUGCAUCUUUAGCCAAUACUGAUGUUGCGUCGACACCCACUUCGUCAACUGCAUCAUCGGCGGCCAAUAAUUAUGUUGCGUCAAAACCAACUUCAAAUUCUUUACAUUAUGCACAUUCGGAUGAAGAAGAGGAGGAUCUCAUGGCUACUCAACCUGUCGGCAUAGUGGAAGGAGGUAUUCAUGAUGCGUCGACACCAACUUCAUCAACUGCAUCAUCUUCAGCCAAUACUGAUGUUGCGUCGACACCCACUUCGUCAACUGCAUCAUCGGCAGCCAAUGAUGAUGUUGCGUCGACACCCACUUCGUCAACUGCAUCAUCGGCGGCCAAUAAUUAUGUUGCGUCAAAACCAACUUCAAAUUCUUUACUUUAUGCACAUUCGGAUGAAGAAGAGGAGAAUCUCAUGGCUACUCAACCUGUCGGCAUAGUGGAAGGAGGUAUUCAUGAUGCGUCGACACCAACUUCGUCAACUGCAUCUUUAGCCAAUACUGAUGUUGCGUCGACACCCACUUCGUCAACUGCAUCUUUAGCCAAUACUGAUGUUGCGUCGACAACCCCUUCAACCACUGCACCAUCGACGGUCAGUGAAUCUACAUAGUUUAAAACGACGAAGUAGGUUUCCCAUAAAACAGCAGAAGAUGAAGCUGAAUCCGGAAAUUCAAGCAAUUAAAUUUUAUAGUAUCCAAUGCACAAGGAUUAUAUUUUCUUGAUCAAUAGUAAGGGCAUUGUUUUCUAGAUUAGAAAAGGUUUCAGCUUCGGAUUGGUCCUUCCAAGUACCAUGUUGCAGCUGGAAUGGUAUGGUACAAAUAUGGAUUUUGAAAUUUCAAAUGAAAAUAUAUUUGGUUGAGUCACAGCAUAUGCAAUAUAAAUUGCACCUCAUCUGCACAAUUUCUCAGCCAAUGGUAAAAAAAAGAUGGCGGUUCCUUUCAUGACUUAUUGAUAAAACCGUUUACUGAAGUGCACAUGUCAUUUGUUAUCAAUGUUCGUUAUUUUGUUUUAAAUAAUUUGACAAAAACGUCAAGCAUGUUGUAAUAUUCAACAAAAUUUUCUUAAAGGAUGUUCACAAUUCAGUAUUAUUCUAACAGAUCUUAUUUGUUCAUUUGUAGUUUUCACCUUGAUAGUGCAUUUUACUUUUUUUAAAGAUUUUUUUGUUAUAUUAUAUUGUCAAAUUCUAAAAAUGUAUCACGUUAAGUGAUUACUUUCUAGAUAUCUUGUAAACCAAUCAUUAAAAUUGGCCUUAGGCGAGGAAUGUUUAAGAUGUGAUUGUGUUUCUUGUUAGCAUUACUGCAUGUUAAUAAAUUAUUAAUCCAUAUUAGAACGGAGCGAAUAUAUUCUCAAUACUAGGAAAACAAAAUAAAAGUAACAACUCGAGGAGAAAUAAAAAAAUGUCAGGGGAAAAUUGUACAAACUACUCGUUUCAUAUUUAUGGUAAACACGGUGAAAGUAAUUGUUCUGAAAAGCCGAAAUUACUUAAUGAAAAAAGAAGCCUCAUGCAAACAGGAAUUCCUCUAUCAUGAACAAAGUCCCAUAUUAUAGUUAUUAUGAUUAUAGUAAGCAUUGGUAUACUAGUAUAUGAUGUACGAUUUGUUUAAAUGAAACUAGAAUGCUAUGAAUAUUGAACCAUUAUCUCUUCCAUUUUAAGGGAUGUGCACCGUAAUAUUGAUCUGGAUUAAUAGUUAAGGAGAUCAAACAGACGGAUAGUAUUUAACGGUGUUACAAAGAAGGCAAAGUGCAAAGCAAAUGUCACGAAAUAACAAUGAAAAUGUUGCUAAUGUAAUUACACUGCUAUUGUGGAACUGCUAUAGUACGCCUACAAGAGAAAGACAAGAGAGAAGGGAGGGAGAGCGGAGGAGGGAGGAAGGGAGAAAUAGAGGGAGAGAUUGGGAGGUAAAGAGGCAGAAAGAGGGAGGGAAACAAAGAAAGAGUGAAAGAUAAAUGAAAGAGGGGAGGGAGGAGAAAACGAUGAAGAGCGGAUACAAAAAAGACGGUAGAGAAAUAUUAUUAGGAAAAGAAAGUUUUUCCUAUUUUUCCCCUUGUUUUGGAAACUGCCACAACUCCAAAAGGAGAAUUUAUACAAAGCAUGUAUAGGGGUGAAUCCAAGAUAUUGAAGGGAAACAGGAAAAAAUGCGACCAAAAUUAUUUGUUUCAAGAGAAAACAAUAUCACAAGCAAGCAAAAAGGUCGUAUUUCUUUUGGAAGUUUGCGCUCUUUCCCUCGAUCAGGCAAUGACCUAUUUCAAGAGUUAUUUAUUUUCAUGUAAACGGAUUACAAUCAUAGAGCAUUUGGUCUAAUUGAUUU
Molecule: messenger RNA, 4946 nt
Organism: Lytechinus pictus (painted urchin)
Lineage: Eukaryota; Metazoa; Echinodermata; Echinoidea; Temnopleuroida; Toxopneustidae
Product: low-density lipoprotein receptor-related protein 1B-like
Exons: 10
Coding region: 383-3247 (954 amino acids)
Cellular component (GO): plasma membrane
Molecular function (GO): protein binding
Source: RefSeq, a predicted model, not a curated record